This is a messenger RNA of Clupea harengus (Atlantic herring), 4396 nucleotides long. RefSeq names its product transmembrane protein 150A. Gene Ontology annotation, cellular component: plasma membrane. NCBI's taxonomy places the organism in Eukaryota, Metazoa, Chordata, Actinopteri, Clupeiformes, Clupeidae. Gene Ontology annotation, biological process: protein localization to plasma membrane. The record is from RefSeq and is a predicted model, not a curated record.
UUGUAUCCGCAUGUCUAGGAAUCAGGCGAGGAACUACAAUUACAGUGUUGACGGAACGGGCCUCUCGAAACAAGGGAAUAGCAAAUAUAUUUUAAAGCGACAUCAGAUCUCACAUAUUUGAGGAAGCCAUUGCAAGAUUAAGGCUUCUAGCCUCCCUGCCUGGCCCCCUUCCCCUCAGUCUCACCCUUCCACCACCCUCCAGCUCCCCUUUCCCUCAUGCUCUGGAUGAAGCAGUUCCACUGCCAGCCCGAUGACUGCCUGGAUCGUUCUGCCUGUCAGCCUGUCUGCCUUCUCCAUCACUGGAAUAUGGAUAGUCUAUGCUAUGGCUGUCAUGAACCACCAUGUUUGCCCAGUGGAAAACUGGUCCUACAACGUCACUUGUGUAGAGGAACCCUCCAAACCAGGCUUUCCAAAGACAUGCUGCACCAUUCAGGAUAUCCCCCUCAUCAGUAAAUGUGGGUCCUUCCCUCCUGAAAGUUGCCUAUUCAGUCUGAUUGGUAACGUGGGAGCGUUCAUGGUGGCGAUGGUGUGCCUUUUGCGCUAUGCUCAGGUGAUAGAGCACGGCCACAGCUGCUGGAUAAACACUGGUGGCUUUGUCGCGGGAUUUGGCAACGCUGUUGGCUUAGUCAUGGUGGGGAACUUCCAGGUUGACCAUGCUAAGACCCUCCACUAUGUGGGGGCUGGCGUGGCGUUCCCUGCAGGGAUGGUGUUCGUGUGCCUCCAGUGCCUGCUCACCUACCGGGUGGCCCUCACUGCCCUGGACUACUGGAUGGCAUAUGUACGAGCUGGCCUGACUGUGGGCGCGCUGAUUUCACUCAUCCUCAGCGGUGCUUUCUUCAUCCACGAGAGCUUUAUUCUGCAGCACGCGGCGGCCAUCUGCGAGUGGGUCUUCACCGUGAUCAUCCUGGUCUUCUAUGGCACCUUCACCUACGAGUUCGGCACCGUCACCAGCGAGACCAUGAUGGCCGGCCUACAGCGUGGCUGCCACCAGAGCUCGAGCAUGAUCCUCGGCGGGAGCGAGAGGUUGGGAAGCCUAGGGGGGGGCGCCAAGGGCCUGAAGUCCCCCGGCGGGAGCAGCACUUCCACCCAUCUGAACUGCACACCAGAAAGCAUCGCCAUGUUAUAGUUCUCCCACCCACCCACCCUGGCUGUGUGUCCUGUGGAACAUAUGCUGCUCCUGUGAAGGUGCCUCUGGUGCUGUGUGGAUGAAGUGGACCUGGAAAGAGAAAGAGAGGGAAGAAGACAGGCAGGAGGAAAGAUGAUUGCUGCACAGGGAUAGAGGGAUGUCUGAUUGCUGUGUCCGAGUGUGUGUGUGUGUGUGUGUGUGUGUAUGUGUGUGCGUGUGCGUGCCUAUGUGUGUUGUUUUAAGCCGUCCUGGUGUCCCUCAAUCUCAAGCUCUUUAGAAAGUGCUAUUGAGAAGAAUGUUGUGCGAUUGCCAGAAAUAUGCGAUUGCAAUGCAUUGAUGCAAGUGCGAUUGCCAGAAAUGUUCACAAUGCUAGAUGUUUCACACAUGAUUGCUGUAUGUUUGCCUCAGAUGUGAGGUGAAAUGAGACUUGAGGGUCUGUCUUGGUCACAUUUGGAAGACCCCUAGUUGGAUGUGGUAGGAGUUUGUCAGGUCUCAGUGGUUCAGGAUGCUGGCAGUCCUUUCACACUUUGGCAAAGCUGAUUAAUUUUGCACACAACAAAAUGAAUUUCGAGUUUUCCUUUUAGAAUAUUCUUGUUGUGAUCAAUGUAGAGUGUGAUGAUUUAUUGAAUGCCUCUAAUUUUGUAAUAGAGGAGGAAUUAUUGGAUGAUAAAAGAAACUUUUUUGGCAUAAGAUGAAUACAGGCAUCAGCUGAGGCAUUAUUUUUCUCCACUUCAUACAUAUAGAUAAGUAUUGCUCUCGUUCAUUGUAAAAAAACCUCUUCCUUAUGUUGGCAAUUGAAUGGUUCUUUUCAACAUGAUAACAUGUAAGUACUGUAGGUCACAAAACCUUCUCAUACUCAAAACAAGUGCCGUUGUCUGAGAUUAACAGUGACAUCAACAAGCUUGUGAAACUGCAGCUGUUUUCCUAUCACUGUGGUUGAUAUGAUUGGAUACAACAAUUCAAUGUAUUUUCUGAGUUCCGAGUUCUGUUUGAAUCAUCAUCAUUUAUAGAGUGGGCAUAUUCCAUAUGAGUUUUGCUGGUAUCAUUUCUAUAUUGAUAUCGAGCUGCCAUGUUGUAUUCCUGCCUGCUUGUGUUAGCAAGGACAGCACAGUGGUGCUGUUACUGUUGAGGGAUACAAAGGAAAAUGUGACUGCAUUUGCUUCACUGGUUCAUGUAGCAGAAUGCAUAGCCAACACAUGGCAAAUGUCAACUGGAAAUGCCACAUUGAAAUGUCCACAUUGAAACUUUCGAUGUCUGUGCUGAUUGUUUUGGUGCCUAGGCUGGUUCCUGGGAAGCCUUAUUUUAAACUACUUUUUGAAGGUGCCAUUUAUGCUCAGAUGACCUCAGUGUCCAGUGAGACUCUGUUCAUGAGAAUCUGUUGUUACUAACUGUGUCAGAUACAACGAUACACCAACCACGACAAUGAUCAGUUUAGCCAUGCUACAGAUUCACCUCAGGUCCUGUCUGCUUUGUCCUCAAAGCCAUAUCAUUUUGCUUCGAUGGUGGCGUCCCCUGGUGGGCACUGGUGUGAACUACAACUCUGCCAUCCAUAUUGCUACACUUGCUUUUACCAAAUGCCAUUCACCACAAUGACCAGAAUCUCUCUGAUGCUGAGGUCCUUGAUUGAGCCAGAGCUCCAGUGAGUACAACCUUCAUCUGCAGCAACAUGUUGAUUAUCUUCUCUUGUGUACAAUCACUGGAUGGCUGAGAAACCAUCCCAGAAGCAUUUAAACUUACUUUUACAUUAGCUACCUCUGAUUGCUGGCUAACUUGCUUUUGAAGGAGGGAUAUGUUACCCCAGUGUACAAAAAGAAAGACCCGGGUUGUCAUGUAUAGUUAAUGAAUUUGUUUUUGUUCACGCUGGCUGUAAGAGAUGAUUGAAUAUGGCCAGGUGGUCUGGUGUGUGUAAGGGAUUUGAGCUGUGGCUAGAGGGAUAACCUUGUUUGAGACAUUUUUACAAUGUUAUUUACCAGCAGAAAAUGUCAACAUUAAAAUCAAUUUAACAGAGGAAAGACCUAUGUGACCACCACAAAUCACCUCCAGGUUGCAAUACAAGUGUCAAAUAUGUUUUGUUUUUAUCAUGUAUUUUUGACAUCUCAGUGCUCAUCUCCCUCUACGUUUUUUGUGUAAAUAUUUUAAUAUAGGUUCAUGCAAAUAUAUUCUCUGUGUGCUGUUCACCUCAGUUCUUAAGAAGCAUAUAUAGAUUAUUCAUAUGCCUUAUCUGUUUUUGUGUCGGAGUAAUGUAAAUACUGCACUACAAGAUCAUUAGAUACUGCAUUGUAUUUGUAUACAUGUAUGUGUCAGGGGUGCUUAAAUUACUUUAAAAUGAUUUCAAAAGGCUUUUUGAUUGUAAUACACUCCCUAUGGUUGUUUUAUAAGGUCUUUCAUACUUAUAAGGACUUUUCACUGUAAGUUUGAUCUCCUUGCAGAAUAAGGCUAGGGUGACAAUGACUUGCAUUAUAGUUAAAUCUAAUUGUCACCAGUGUCUGAUGAUUCAGUUAAAAUGAGCUUUAUUGGCACGGCUGUGUAGUGUCACAGUUUUGCCAAAGCAUUAAACAGAUUGUCUACAUAAAUAGCAUCAAUGCAGAAUAUAUAUGACCACAUUACAACUAGUAAUGGUGCCCAUGUGAAAUCACCAGGAGCCUCCACUAUGCUAGCUUCCACUUCAGCAUGUCAUGAGCUUAGGGCUUCUUUUAUUGUUCAAAAUCAAUACUCCGUUCCCAAACAUAACGCAUUAAAAGACGGUUCAAACUCGUGUUCCAUAUUUCUGCUGUGGGUUACUGUAAAAUUUCAGCACAAACAUUACGUUCUCAUAGCCCUGAACCCCUUUUUGAUUCUGCAUGAGAAGAUGCAGACAGAAAAAGCUCAUUUCAUAGCCUUGUUUGAGGUCCCACCUUUAUAGGUUCAGUUUUCACCCACAGUAUGGGGUAUGUUAUGAAUGAUUUGGUGAACGUGGUCAUUCUUGGGAAAGAACUAUUAACACCAAAUGCCACCAGCUCUGAGAGCAUUUCUUUUUAAAGGUUGCAUUUCUAUCUGUUCCACUGUUUGUAAGUCUUUCUUAAAAUAUAAAAAGAUAAUGGAAUAUUUUUAUGUGUUAAAUCUGGAUAAUUGAGUGGGUGAAACUAGACUCAACCAAAUGUCAGUAGUAAGAUAACAAUUACUGAAUGUUCUUUUCUUGUAUAAAUGACUGGUUUGUGUUCCUUUCAAUUCUGAUUUCUUUUUGUCAAGAGAUUUAUAUUCAAGCAAGAAAUAAACUGAAUCUGGAAAGUU